AUGGCACAUCGGCAACAGUCUUGUGACCUGGGCGAGCUCAACGAACGCUAUCUGGAGAUGCUGGUGGAGGUAGAUAAUAUGUGGUGGGUUUAUAACGUCGCUGCCAGUGCCGCGCAUUGGGUCCUUCUGGCAGGCUACCUCGUGGUUCCUGGGACAUUUACCUCCUUAGAGAAGUCAGACGAGGUUAAGGCAACUCUUGAAGGUAAUAGAGCGGGCGAGGCUAUCCUGGGAACGAUCCAAAACCCGCCACUCCUGGUGAUUUCCUGUCUUUCUUUUGCCGCUGGCGUGCUACUAUUCAUAUGGCUGGGAUGGGAGAUGAGAUAUAAUUAUAUUUGGCUCGUCAGCCGGAUUUUUAUGCCCGCUGCCAUGAAUGCUGCCGCGGGGUUGCUGACAACGAUGGUCAAUAUAUACACCGCGCGAGGAGGAGACUGGUCAGUUAUGGCCCUUGCCACAACUAUUGUGACGGGUGUCACAUUGACUACGUCGGGCGCGCUAGUGAUGAUCUACAAGCUGAUAAAACUGGCGACCCUGAAAGAGGCCCCUAUACCUGCUCCCUGCUUAGAUCUCCCACCGCCGGCUGAUGAGCGACAUGGGCCAGCUCCAUCAUUAGAGAAGGGCUAG
This is a messenger RNA of Aspergillus bombycis, 621 nucleotides long. RefSeq lists its product as uncharacterized. The coding region runs from base 1 to 621 and encodes 206 amino acids. Lineage: Eukaryota; Fungi; Ascomycota; Eurotiomycetes; Eurotiales; Aspergillaceae. The transcript has 2 exons. The record is from RefSeq and is a predicted model, not a curated record.